AUGGUCGUGAGUUUUAAGUAACGGACUUGAUCGCUUAUGUUCCUCGUUAAUUUAAUUAGCUUUCGUGUCUCAACGAGUUACAUUACGCUUAUUUCUCGUAACCGACGUUAUAAUGUUUCAGGCAAAUCACCGUUAAACUGGCUACGUAAUACACGUUUAUUACUUGGCCGGAUUUAUUUAUUACGGUAGAUGCUACUGUAAAGACUUGGCACGAAACAGGACAAUCCCAAAAUGCAGCAGCAGUCAGUAAUGGAAGAAGGAUUGGCCUAUGAGCCACCUACUUAUGAUGAAACAUUUCCUGUCCUACCUGAAUCAUCCAGUUCCAACUCAGGACAGUUAAACAUAUUUUCUAUAAACAACAGUUUACAACUUGGACGCAUAACUAUUACACAGAUGUUCCGCGUACCAGGAGAGGAGCGAAAAUUCGAUCACAGUGAUAAAUUUGGCGAACGUGAAUCGAUUCGUACUUGUAAAACUAUUAUGAAAGAAACAAACACUAUUAUUGAAAUUGCAUCAUCCAAGGACCAGUCUUUAACGUUUCUUAUAACUGGAAAGCAAAAUCAGGUUUUGGAAGCAAAACGACGUAUUUUAACAACAUUUCAAACUCAGGCAAGCAAACAGAUUAGCAUACCUAAAGAUCAUCAUCGUUGGAUUCUUGGAAAGCAGGGACAGAGACUAAAGGAUCUAGAGCAGAAAACUGCUACAAAGAUUAACGUUCCUGGUAUGCAGGACCAGUCAGACAUAAUAACAAUUACUGGGACAAAAGAAGGCAUAGAAAAAGCUGAACAUGAAAUUAGAGUUAUCUCUGAUGAACAGUCUCGAAAAGCGUUUGAGAGGAUAAGUGUGCCAAAAAUAUACCAUCCAUUCAUAUAUGGUGCACAUAACGAAAAUCUCAAUGCUAUGAUGGCCGAAACUGGUGCUCGCAUUAAUAUUCCUCCCGCAUCGGUACAGCAAGAUGAGAUAACUAUAGCUGGUGAGAAGGAAGGAGUCUUAGCUGCUAAGCAAAAGAUCGAGAGUAUCUACAAGGACAUGGAAAAAAGAUGUACCACGGUGUCCGUUGAGGUUCCCAAGUCCCAACACAAAUAUGUAAUUGGACCUCGUGGUAGUACCAUAGCAGAGAUAUUACAGACAACUGGAGUGAGUGUAGAAAUGCCCGCUUCUGAUUCGGCAACUGGUACUAUAACUCUUAGAGGACCUCAAGAAAAGCUUGGACAGGCACUUAACAAAGUGUAUGAAAAGGCAAACAGUGUUCGUACUGCCGUGGUAGAAGCUCCGGUUUGGAUACAUAAAUACAUCAUUGGACGCAAGGGUGUAAAUAUCAAGAAAAUUACUCAAGAAAUGCCGAAAGUGAACGUAGAAUUUACGGGGAAAGAGGACAAGAUUAAAAUAGAAGGUCCACCUGAGGAAGUAGAGAAAGCGCAGAAUGAACUACAAAUGAUGGCUAACGAUCUCAUAGCUAAGCUCACUUUUACAGAAUUGAAUGUUGAUCCAAGAUUUUACAAGCAUAUCAUUGGAAAAAAUGGUUGCAACGUGAAUCGUGUAAAAGAAGGAACUGGAGUCGUGAUUAGUAUCUCUGAAAAUGAUGGAAAUAACGUUAUUCGUAUUGAAGGCAACCUUGCUGGUGUACUGAAAGCUCAAACUGAACUUGUAGAAAUGGUAAAGAAACUCGAGAACGAAAAGGAAAAGGACGUGAUUAUAGAUCACAGAUAUUAUCGCAACAUAAUUGGUAAUAAAGGAGAUAAUAUCAAAGAAAUUAGAGAUAAAUUCAAUCAAGUACAAAUUACUAUACCUGGACCAGGUGAAAAAGGAGAUAUAGUGAAGAUAAGAGGACCCAAAGAGGAUGUUGAUAAGUGCCAUAAGCAUCUAAUGAAACUGGUGAAAGAAUUGAACGAAAGCAAUUAUGUAUUGGAAGUACCAAUUUUUAAGCAAUUUCAUAAGUUUGUUAUUGGAAAAGGCGGUGUCAAUAUACGCAAGAUCAGAGAAGAAACACAAACAAAAAUUGAUUUGCCUGCUGAAGGUGAAAAAAGCGAUGUUAUAACCAUCACCGGGAAGAAAGAAAAUGUAGAAAAAGCUAAAGAAAUGAUACAGAAGAUUCAAAAUGAAUUGGCUAAUAUCGUUACCGAGGAGAUCACUAUUCCACCCAAGUUUUACAACUCUCUCAUUGGUACUGGAGGUAAACUAAUACAUUCUAUCAUGGAAGAUUGCGGAGGUGUUACGAUCAAGUUUCCUACAGCUGAAAGUAAAAGUGAUAAGGUCAGCAUCAGAGGUCCAAAAGAUGAUGUAGAGAAAGCGAAAGCACAACUGUUAGAAUUAAGCAAUGAAAAGCAAUUGUCCAGUUAUUCAGCCGAGGUGCGUGCCAAAGUUCAACAUCACAAAUUCCUCAUUGGGAAAAAUGGUGCCAACAUCAAGAAGAUAAGAGAAUCAACAGGUGCACGUAUUGUAUUUCCGACAGAAGACGAUCAAGACAAAGAAGUGAUUACGAUUAUGGGCAAGAAGGAAGCGGUUGAGAAAGCUAAAGCUGAAUUGGAGGCCACGAUUAAGGAAAUUGAUAACAUAAUUGAAGGCGAAAUUCGCAUUGAUUCAAAGCAUCAUCGACAUUUUGUGGCGCGAAGAGGUGGUGUGCUACAUAAAAUCGCUGACGAAUGUGGAGGUGUGCAAAUUUCGUUCCCUCGAGCGGGUAAUGACAGCGAUCGCGUUAUCCUGAAGGGCUCGCACGAAUGCAUAGAAGCUGCGAAACAACGAAUGCGAGAAAUUGUUCAAGAACUGGAAUCUAUGGUGACGAUAGAAUGCGUGAUACCUCAAAAACACCAUCGCACCGUAAUGGGUGCGAAAGGUCGCAAAGUGCAAAGUAUAACAGCCGAAUAUGAUGUGCAAAUCAAAUUUCCUGAUCGCGACGUAUACGAUGAACAAAAAAUGCAAGUGAACGGCGAAAAUGGAGAAGCUGUGGAGACUGUUUCAGCUUGCGAUAUAAUUCGCAUUACCGGACAACCAGACAACGUUCUUGCCGCUAAGCAAGCUUUACUCGAUCUCGUGCCUAUUACAAUUCAAGUAGACGUACCAUUUGAUUUCCAUCGUUCCAUUAUUGGACAGAAAGGUAAAGAUGUACGGGAAUUAAUGAAUACAUAUGAUGUACACAUCAUGCUCUCACCUGCCGAGGAAAAACUAGAUUAUAUCAAAAUUUCUGGAACGCCGUCGUGUGUUCAAAGUGCCAAGGAAGCUAUCCUUGAAAAAUGUGAAACGUUGAAGGCUGAACGGGAGGACCGAGCGUUAAAAUCCUUUGAGCUGAAGCUUGAAGUUGAUCCUGAGUAUCAUCCGAAAAUAAUUGGGCGAAAAGGAGCUGUAAUUAGUAAAAUACGUAGCGAUCACGAUGUACAAAUUAAUUUUCCGCGUAAGGGCGAUCCCGAGGAACAUAUUAUCACAAUUACAGGAUAUGAACAGAAUGCGUAUAGCGCACGGGACGAUAUUAUGAAAAUUGUUAACGAAUUAAACGGUUUGACGAAAGAGGAAGUGCAUAUAAACGCUGCUGUACAUUCGCGUUUAAUCGGCGCGAAAGGUAGAAACAUCCGCAAAAUAAUGGACGAAUUUAAAGUCGACAUCAAGUUCCCGAGGAAAACUGACGCUGAUCCGAAUAUCGUAACGAUUAUCGGAGCAGAGGAUAACGUAGCUGAUGCAAAGGAUCGCUUGUUGAAUCUAGAAGAGGAAUAUAUGCAAGAUGUAAUAGAGAACGAAUAUCGCGAUAGUUUGCGUUCACCUCAACGCGAUGACAGUAACAGUGCCGGUGGCAAUGAGAACGAUACUGGCUUUAUCGUGAAGGGAGGACCGUGGGAACAACAACAGCAGCAGCCUCAAACCGCACCGAACACAGCCAGCGUGGAAGAAUUUCCUCAGUUCGCUGGCUAUUCCCACGUACCCGUUACUAAUCCGGAUGGUCCUUGGGGAAUUAAGCGUUAAACCUAUAAAUUUUCUUCGGGAAAAAGUGAUGGAACAUGUAAAAAUGAUUAGGUAACUCUUAUCUCUACAAACAAUUAUAUAAACCGGUAUCAAACGACGCUACAUACAAUACACACGCGCGCGCGCAUGUACACACAGACACACGCACACGCACGCACUGGUGUGGAUGGGUCCUUAUUCCAUUACUGACGUUGCUGCAUAUGAGAGACCUGGCCAUUCUAUUGGAUUCUGACAAUGGUUUAAUACACACACACAUCUCGUUCGCAAUGUUAUUAUUAUAAUUCACGAUAUGGAUGUUCUAUGUAUCUGUAACUGUAAUGCAUAUUGCUCUUGAGUCACGUCGUUCAGUUUACGUAGACAAUGCGCACACAGCGCACCGUUUAACUAUCCGUUAAUCUCGUUUCUAAAGAGAUGCUUUUCAGAUACAGAUAUAUUGUACUUAAGACUGUAGUAGCUUUGUGGGAAAUAAUCGGAUCAGCAUUCUGCAGAAAAAAAAAAAAAAACUUCCGAGUUCCGCGAGGAUUGUUUGUGUAAAACACAUUAAUUGUGUCUCUGUAUUGUAAAAGAAAUUCUCUAUGGCAAAAACAAAAUCUAUCCGUAAAUAUUAAAUUAAA
Messenger RNA from Pseudomyrmex gracilis, 4565 nucleotides. It is a transcript of the gene Dp1, whose product is annotated as vigilin. The transcript has 22 exons. NCBI's taxonomy places the organism in Eukaryota, Metazoa, Arthropoda, Insecta, Hymenoptera, Formicidae. The coding region runs from base 232 to 3951 and encodes 1239 amino acids. Gene Ontology annotation, molecular function: mRNA binding. The record is from RefSeq and is a predicted model, not a curated record. Gene Ontology annotation, cellular component: nucleus; cytoplasm.